Messenger RNA from Dermacentor albipictus, 1663 nucleotides. Its product is annotated as chitinase-3-like protein 1. Gene Ontology annotation, molecular function: chitinase activity; chitin binding. Gene Ontology annotation, biological process: chitin catabolic process; carbohydrate metabolic process. Gene Ontology annotation, cellular component: extracellular region. NCBI's taxonomy places the organism in Eukaryota, Metazoa, Arthropoda, Arachnida, Ixodida, Ixodidae. The record is from RefSeq and is a predicted model, not a curated record.
CUCGGAACAGAAUCGCCGCGUCGAACGCCCCAGACCGUUGCUCAGGCUCGGUUCGAUCCUCUGGCCAUCACCUCUCAAUCCCCAGACGAGGCUAGGCAUCGCCUCCGCUUUUCCAAGAGUCAGGAGUGGCGCACCAGUCUACGCGUACACCACCUGCCACCGGCGACUCGGGUCCCUCGUCCCGCGAAGGACCAUGGAGGAUUCCACAACCGAUGACGUCACCUACCGCGCACAGCGCAACGCGGCUCGGGGGGCCGCGGAACAGGAGUCCACCUUGCGCUACCGGCUGCGCCACCAGAACUUCUGCCUCGCGGUCCUCCUGUUCGUCGCCAUUCUCACGGUGACGAGCGCCUGCGGAGCCAUCGUCUACGCCGUGGUCGAGCACUUCUGGACGUCCCUGGAGGACGUCGAUCAAACUACGCCCUCCGCGGACUCCGGCGCUUCUCCGGCCGGAGGCAGCAGGUUGGUGUUCGGGUCCCCCGCCGCCGAGGUCGUCAUGCAGCGGCUGCCGCACGCCAAGGAAACUAGCGGUGGCGUUGUCUUCUGCUUCGUCAACCACAGCGUCUCUUCGGGGUCCCCGCACCGGUUCUACGUGGACAACGCGACGGCCGCCCUCUGCGACGCGCUCGUCUUCGUCUCAGUCGCCCUGCUGCCCGCGGUGAGCGGACUGGCCUUCAGACGACCGACCCGCGACGCCGAAGCGCUCCAGGUCUUGGUCUCCCUCGCCGGAUCGUCGUCGGCAGCGUGGGCUUGCGUGGGCGGCGAAUCCUCGGACAGCGGCGACUUCGAGUGGCUGAUGGCCGAGCGCAAGUCGAGGGCGGCCUUCGUCCACAACGCCGCAGCCUGGUCGCGCCGCGUGGGCGUCGCGGGCCUGCUGCUCUACUGGAAGUACCCGCCCCGCCAGAGCCGCUCCGUCUACAACACCUUCGUCAACACCAUGCGCAACGCGUUCGAGAGGGACUCGCUUCGCCUGAGCGUGGUGGUGCCCUGGGCCACGACCGCGCGCCUGGAUGGCUACGACGUCCGGUCGCUGUACGGCCACCUGGACUUCGUCGUGGUGGACACGCACCGCACGGUGGACCCGCGCACGUUUCCGGUGACCACGUGCCAGACCCCCAUGCGCGCGGCGUUCAGGGCGCGGCACCACGGACAGGCCGGCCUGUCCUCGGUGCUCGACGACCUCUCGAUGGACGCCGAGCACUUCCUCGGCAAGACGGUGCUGAGCGUCUCCCUGUCGGCCGUCACGUUCACCCUCAGAAGGCCAUGGGUCAGGCGCGCGCGACCCGGAAUGAGCGCCGCGGGUCCCGGCCGCCCCUUCGGCCGCACCAACCAGCCGGGCCUGGCCAGCUACUACGACGUGGCGCGGGCGCUGUCCCAGAACGCGUCGUGGCGGCGGGAGACGCACGCGUUCUCUCGCUGCUCGCUGGUCCGUCUGGGAGACCAGUGGUUGGGAGUCGAGGACCGCGGCAGCUUACGCUCCAAGAAGUCGGCUGUCCGCAGGACGGCGGGACUGGCCGUCUGGGACCUGCCCAUGGACGACUUCGCCGGCGAGCUGGGCACCGCCUGGCCUCUGCUUCGCGCUGCCCACGAAGUGGUGCACGGCUGAUGCCCCAGCGCGCAGGCCUGAUGCCAUUGACGGGUGCCUGCUGGAAGGGCCGCCGAG